Solanum tuberosum (potato) is the source of this 494-nucleotide messenger RNA. RefSeq lists its product as uncharacterized. The transcript is spliced from 2 exons. The record is from RefSeq and is a predicted model, not a curated record. Lineage: Eukaryota; Viridiplantae; Streptophyta; Magnoliopsida; Solanales; Solanaceae. Bases 67 to 381 code for a protein of 104 amino acids.
AGUUGAACUUGAGUGCAUAUAUAUAUAUAAAUAAAUAUCUCUUUUAAUUUAUUUUUCUUUUCUUUCAUGGCUUCUUCUUCUUCAUCAUCAUCAAAUCUUGGGAUAAUUGUUCAAAAGAAUCCUUCACAAUCUCAACUCGAUGAAUUGGGCAUCAAAUCUUGGCCUAAAUGGGGUUGUUCUCCAGGAAAAUACCAAUUAAAAUUUGAUGCACAAGAGACAUGUUAUUUAUUGAGAGGUAAAGUGAAAGUUUCAACAAAGAAUUCAAAUGAUGAAAUAGUUGAAUUUGGAGCUGGAGAUCUUGUUAUUAUUCCAAAAGGAUUAAGUUGCACUUGGGAUGUUUCAAUUGCUGUUGAUAAACACUAUAAGUUUGAUUCAUCUUAAUUAGUUCUUCUUAAUCCUCAUUAAAAACUUAGCUAAUUUUCUUGUUUAUGAUAAACAUCUCAUGUUGAUUGUAAUCAAUUUUCUUGAUAUAUAUAUAUGUUUCCUUCAUAUGU